Molecule: messenger RNA, 330 nt
Organism: Sphaeroforma arctica JP610
Lineage: Eukaryota; Ichthyosporea; Ichthyophonida
Exons: 1
Coding region: 1-330 (109 amino acids)
Source: RefSeq, a predicted model, not a curated record
AUGCUGUUGCCGUGGAACGACCGUUGGCAGAGUUUUACCCACUCGCCUGCUUAUCGCAAGAUUGGGCCGAAGGAUCACAAGAGAGACUACCCGGCCCCUGACACUGCCUCAGGUUUCUCGGCUCAGGUGAACCUACUCCUUACCUAUCUGGAGGAAAGCUUGGUUCUCGAGGUUCAUAUGAACAUGAACGCCGAUGUAACUGUGGUGGAGACUAUCCACUACUUGGUAGCCAACUAUGGCCCGUCGGUGUACAUCUUAACUCGACCUAUGCAACGCGCUACGCAUGGACUUGGUGUAUUCCUUGAAGGCCAAACAAACUUUGUUGAGUGA